Molecule: messenger RNA, 567 nt
Organism: Agrilus planipennis (emerald ash borer)
Lineage: Eukaryota; Metazoa; Arthropoda; Insecta; Coleoptera; Buprestidae
Gene: SmF
Product: small nuclear ribonucleoprotein F
Exons: 1
Coding region: 119-385 (88 amino acids)
Biological process (GO): mRNA splicing, via spliceosome; spliceosomal snRNP assembly
Cellular component (GO): U1 snRNP; catalytic step 2 spliceosome
Molecular function (GO): RNA binding
Source: RefSeq, a predicted model, not a curated record
UGGUAAUCUUGCGGAAGAGCCAAACAUAACCUACAUAACCUACGAAAAGUAGCGUUGACUAUAUAAACAAGUAAAAUUUAAAAAGCAUAUUUGUUGAAAGAAUUGAUUUUAUAAAAUAAUGGCGACAUCAAUGCCUAUUAAUCCAAAACCGUAUCUUAAUGGCUUAACUGGUAAAGCAAUAUUAGUGAAGCUCAAGUGGGGACAUGAAUAUAAGGGUUAUCUGGUGUCUGUUGAUAGUUACAUGAAUCUUCAAUUAGCAAAUACUGAAGAAUUUAUCAGUGGAAGCAGUACAGGAAAUUUAGGUGAAGUCCUAAUUCGUUGCAACAACAUUCUUUACAUAAAAGGUAUAGAAGAAGAUGACGAAGAAGGUGAAAUGAGGGACUAAUAAAUUGUGUUUCCUUAAGACUACUAAGUGCUAUCAAUCAAUAAUUGAUACUAUAAUUACUUGCAAAUUAAUGGUAGGAAGUGAUCAAUUUUUUUUACAAUAAGUACAUUUUACAUAUUAAGUUAAUUGAAUUUAUAAUGUGUAGUUUGUAUGCAUUUCAGAAUUAAAGAUAUGGUAAAAGA